Emiliania huxleyi CCMP1516 is the source of this 1337-nucleotide messenger RNA. RefSeq lists its product as hypothetical. The record is from RefSeq and is a predicted model, not a curated record. Lineage: Eukaryota; Haptophyta; Isochrysidales; Noelaerhabdaceae. Bases 6 to 1100 code for a protein of 364 amino acids. The transcript has a single exon.
CACAGAUGAGGCAUGUCAUGCAUCCUGGACCGACCCCGCCCGCAGCUCCGGCAGGCAACGAGCAGGACGAGCAACACGCGGGGCUCCUCUGCCUAUCAGAGGUCGCUGAUUUGGCACGGCGCGAUGGCGGCGGCGAAGCGUCGGAGAGUGCUCGCCGAGAGGCGGCCCGCCACUUUGACCGCUCCUCGGGCCAGUUUAGCAGACCACGCGGCCUAGCCGCGUCUGCGCCGCCACCCAACUUCAACCUCGCCUUCUGCUGGGGGCAGGAGCUGUCGGGCGGCAUGAGGCACUGCGCGCAAGUAGUGCCGCGCAAGGCCGGGCCUGCGUUCCGCGAGCGGUUCUGCAGCGAGUGCCGCGCUCGCGGAGUCAUCGUCGCCGCCUCCCGCCUGCGGGUGGUGUGCGGCCGCGCGCCGACCAACCAGCACACCGGCGGCAUCUGGAACGAGGGCAGCGCCAAUGGGUGGCCGCAGCACCGGGUGGUGAACCAGGUUUGCUCUUCGACGGGGCCUCCCCUCGUGAUCCUGCGGGAAGAGACGACGGCGACUUUCGCCGGCCUCGCGGCGAUGCCGCCCGGGGAGAGCGGCUGGGUUAGGUUUCGCGUCGGGCGAACCCUCGAGCCGCUGAUAGGACUGCCCGCGACGCCAGAGCCGCCGCGGAUGCGCUGGCAGCCCGCGUGUGCAGCGCCGAGCGCGGCAGCGCCAGGCGUCUCCUGCGCGCCCGCGGCCUCGGGCGUGAUGUUGGGGUCAGGCGCAGGCCCGUUUGAGCAGUCGGUGCCUUUCACCACCGCCACCGCCACCGCCAACGCCACCGGCGCAUUUGCCCCCGCUCCAAUGCCGAACCCCUUCCCCCACACCGACACCACCCCACUACUGUCGCCGAUGCCGGCGCAUGCGCUGCCGUUGACGGUGGCGAUGGCGAUGCCUUUGACGCCGUCGCUGCUCUACUUUGGUAUCCCGCCUGCACUCCCCUCGCAUAGGACGGCAGCAGCUUGGGCCCCUCCAAAUCCUUCAGAGGCAACUCCUGGACGAUAUCCUGAGCGGGACCGGCCUCGCACCACUCCUCGACCGUCCGCACCAGAACGCAGGGACGGGGUUCAAUAGCGCACCUCUUUCGUCCGUUUGGGGGGAGGCGCGGUUUCUGGUGGCCUCCGGGAGCCGACGCCGAACACGUCAUCUAAGCGGGCCGCGCCGACAUCGGCGCUGCUUGCGCGGUACUUCUCUUUGGUCUGGAGGCGAUCUAGGGCGCAUAUCGGCUGGUGGAAUGCGCAUUCUGAUUUGGGGGGUGAUACCAAAAGUCAGCACACCAUUUCCGUUACGAUUUUACAAGCAACUAAGGGC